AUGUGCAACAACAACGGGACUCUUGUAUGUAAUACUGGCUUUUAUGGACCUACCUGUGGCGUUCAAUGUACAAACAAGUUACACGGAACGUGUAACAACAACGGGACUCUUGUAUGUAAUACUGGCUUUUAUGGACCUACCUGUGAUGUUCCUUGCACAAACACGUCACACGGAACGUGUAACAACAACGGGACUCUUGUAUGUAAAGCUGGCUUUUAUGGACCUACAUGUGAUGUUCCUUGUGCAAACACGUCACACGGAACGUGCAACAACAACGGGACUCUUGUAUGUAAUACUGGCUUUUAUGGACCUACAUGUGAUGUUCCUUGUGCAAACACGUCACACGGAACGUGCAACAACAACGGGACUCUUGUAUGUAAUACAGGCUUUUAUGGACCUACCUGUGAUGUUCAAUGUACAAACACGUCACACGGAACGUGCAACAACAACGGGACUCUUGUAUGUAAUACUGGCUUUUAUGGACCUACCUGUGGCGUUCAAUGUACAAACAAGUUACAUGGAAUGUGUAACAACAACGGGACUCUUGUAUGUAAAGCUGGCUUUUAUGGACCUACCUGUGAUGUUCCUUGUGCAAACACAUUACACGGAAUGUGCAACAACAACGGGACUCUUGUAUGUAAUACUGGCUUUUAUGGACCUACAUGUGAUGUUCCUUGUGCAAACACGUCACACGGAACGUGCAACAACAACGGGACUCUUGUAUGUAAUACUGGCUUUUAUGGACCUACCUGUGGCGUUCAAUGUACAAACAAGUUACAUGGAAUGUGUAACAACAACGGGACUCUUGUAUGUAAUACUGGCUUUUAUGGACCUACCUGUGAUGUUCCUUGUGCAAACACAUUACACGGAAUGUGUAACAACAACGGGACUCUUGUAUGUAAUACUGGCUUUUAUGGACCUACCUGUGAUGUUCCUUGUGCAAACAAGUUACAUGGAAAGUGUAACAACAACGGGACUCUUGUAUGUAAUACUGGCUUUUAUGGACCUACCUGUGAUGUUCCUUGUGCAAAUAUAUUACAUGGAGUUUGUGAUUCAAAGGGUCAUCUCAGAUGUGACACAAACUAUCAUGGAUUAGAUUGUUUAACAUUCUGUAAACAAACCAUGUCGAGUCACUGUACCGAAAAUGGCUCUGUCGAAUGUAACCAUGGAUUUUAUGGGCCGGAAUGUGAAGUCGAAUGUAAAGCUGUGGAUCAUGGCCAUUGCGAUGCAAAUGGUUCCUUAGUAUGUGAGGAGAACUACUUUGGGACGAACUGCUCUCUACAAUGUAGCAUUGAGGCGACUGAUGGCAUCACGAAUGGGCGUUGUGUGACAAAUGUUGGACCCGUGUGUAACCAAGGCUAUGCAGGACGACAUUGUGAACAAAAUAUCAACGAAUGUCGGAACAUCACAUGCAACAAUGGAGGGAGCUGCGUUGACGCAAUUAACAACUACACAUGUGUUUGUCCCAACGGUUAUUCUGGACUGCAUUGUGAGAUUGAUGAAAAUAAGUGCAAAACUAAUCCUUGCAAAAACAACGUGUUUGGAUUUGCAGAUGUCACAGCGUCAACCUCCAUUGAAUUAAAUUUUGACGGAAUCAUCGAUAACAACUCUCUUCCGAAAGUGAUGGACGCUAUGGAGAAAAUAUUAUCUUCGAAUCUGUGUUCCGGGUUUAAUGUUUCUGUUAAAGAACAGAGAUCCACUAGAAAUGUUAAACAGAACCAGCCAUCAACCGUGAUGUUGUCCGUCUCGUGCGGCGGUAAAUCACUCAACACAAGUGUCAUUUAUGAAGAGGUAUACAAAUCAUCGGAUACUACAUUUCCUUUCCCACUGAUGAACAAACAAAAACACUUAAGCAACCACACGGAAAAACAAUCAGAUUUGAUGACGAGAUCAAAACGUUUUGAGCUAACUCAGUUAUAUCAACAGCAGGACUGGCUGAAAGACAACUGGAAAAACCUAUUAGGUGUGUCUGUCGGGUUGGCUUUCCUAUUGAUCAUCGUUCUUAUCAUACAGCUUAGGAGGCGGUACAAACGGCGGAGUGGAUAUCAGUCCCAAAAAAUGGGAAAUCGGCUCAACAUUGUACACGCUAAUCCUUUAUACCUGGAUACAAACUCAUAUAGCACAAAUGAAAACGCUUCAAUACAAAUUGAAAAACUAUAG
This is a messenger RNA of Ylistrum balloti, 2160 nucleotides long. Its product is annotated as tenascin-like. Gene Ontology annotation, cellular component: membrane. The record is from RefSeq and is a predicted model, not a curated record. Bases 1 to 2160 code for a protein of 719 amino acids. NCBI's taxonomy places the organism in Eukaryota, Metazoa, Mollusca, Bivalvia, Pectinida, Pectinidae. Gene Ontology annotation, molecular function: calcium ion binding. Gene Ontology annotation, biological process: cell communication. The transcript has 5 exons.